Messenger RNA from Ruditapes philippinarum (Manila clam), 1729 nucleotides. RefSeq names its product serine-threonine kinase receptor-associated protein-like. NCBI's taxonomy places the organism in Eukaryota, Metazoa, Mollusca, Bivalvia, Venerida, Veneridae. The coding region runs from base 56 to 1036 and encodes 326 amino acids. Gene Ontology annotation, cellular component: SMN complex. Gene Ontology annotation, biological process: spliceosomal snRNP assembly. Gene Ontology annotation, molecular function: RNA binding; protein binding. The record is from RefSeq and is a predicted model, not a curated record. The transcript is spliced from 7 exons.
UGUGUAUUUUUACGCGAACACCGGCCAGAUUUUAGUGAACCAUAUUUCGAAAACAAUGUCUAGUUUGAAACAAACUCCCUUGACUUGCAGUGGACAUACUCGUCCAGUUGUUUUUCUAACAUACAGUGAUGUAACCCCAUUUGGUUACUUUUUGAUAAGUGCAUCAAAAGAUGGAAAACCAAUGUUGCGUCAGGGUGACACUGGUGAUUGGAUUGGAACAUUUGAAGGACAUAAAGGGGCUGUGUGGGGAGCUACCCUCACUAGAGAUGCUUCUAAAGCUGCCACAGGAGCUGCUGAUUUCACAGCUAAAAUUUGGGAUGCUGUUAGCGGUGAAGAGUUACACACAUUCCAGCACAAGCAUAUAGUUAAAUGUGUUGAUUUUUCUACUGAUGGAAACAGACUUUUAUCUGGAAGUCAAGAGAAAAUUCUCAGAAUAUUUGAUUUGGAAAAUUUAGAUAGUGAACCACAAUGUUUUUCUGGACAUAGUGCUUUUAUAAAGAAUGCAGUGUUUACAAAAGAUGGGAAACAAAUAAUCAGUGCAGCGGAGGAUAAAACUAUCAGAGUAUGGGAUAUAUCAUCAGGCUCUGAAGUAAAGAAGAUAGAUCUUGAAGCAGCACCCACUAGUCUAGAAUUGUCACAUGAUGGUUCGGUUGUCACAGUAACUUACGGCUCUACGACCAGCUUCUGGAAUGCUGAAACGUUUGAGAAAUUGAGAGAAUUUCAGUCACCUACACAGAUUAACACAGCGUCCCUACAUCCUGAUAAAACUAUAUUUAUAUCUGGUGGUGAAAACUUUAUCAUGUAUAAAUUUGAUUAUGAAACUGGAACAGAAUUAGAGGCAUUUAAAGGUCAUUUUGGACCUGUGCACUGUGUAAGAUUUUCACCAGAUGGUGAAGUUUAUGCGAGCGGGAGUGAAGACGGUACUCUAAGACUGUGGCAGACCACCGUCGGCAAAAAUUAUGGACUCUGGAAAUGUGUUCAACCUGAAGAGAUAACUCAGAACUCGGAUUCAACACCAACCAAGCCAGAAGCUUAGCAUAUAAUGACUAUCACUAUAAUGUUUCGAUAAUACAGUGCUAAUUGUUGUACAGUCAAAAAUGCUUUAAGUAAAGCUAUCAUUGACUGCAAUUAAACAUUCAUUUCAUUAAUUUUGUGAACAUGGAUCCUAGUCUUAUUAUCAACAUGCUUCUGUUUGUGUUUUUUUUUUCAGGACAGAGGCAUGUAUUGUAAAGUAAAGUUUAGGAGAAAGAUACAUAGAAAUACUGUUUGUGACUCGGUCAAAUGGAAGAUGCAAUAAAUGUAAAGAUAUUAGAAAGAUCUGAUACAGUUAUUAUAUUGUUUUAUAUUAUAUUGCUAUCACAUAAAUGUAAGGAGCAUUUAUUUUUAUGACAUCAUUUUACUUUUUUUUUUGGGGGGGGGGGGGGUUAAUGCCCCCAGACAUAGUAAUUAUGUUAAUGACAUUGGUAUAGUUUCUUGAAUAGAAUAAUGGGAGUACAAAAAAAAUCUCAUUUGUGAUAACAACUGCAGAUAAUGCAUUGGCAUUUGUACUAGUUAAUAAAUAUCAAAUUUCAGAGAUUGAGGUAAACAUUUUUGUCACAUUAAACAAACAUUGUUUUCAGGUGCCAGCAGCAGCAAAAUUGUCUUUUGUUAAAUACAUUCAAAGUACUUUUUUUUACAAAGAAUGUCAAGUAUAAACACUUUUUAUUUAUUUAAGUUAAAAGCAAACAAA